AUGGGUCUCAGACCCAUUCAUUCCAAGGUCAGAACAUAUCUCCAGCAUGUGCUCGCUUCGGAUACACCGUAUCCGGAGGCCCUUCGAGAUAACGACUCUCUUCGGUCGGAAGCCUUGAUAUCUUUGGACUCCGGGCCCCAGAACGCCUUGCAACCCAACUACAAGCACUUACCCGUCGCUUAUCAUGGUCGGGCAUCGUCCGUCUUUGUAUCGGGAACCCCUAUCCACCGACCUUGGGGUCAGAUCUUGGUUGAUCCGACGGCGGAGCCCAAGAUUCCAAGCCUUCUUCCCUGUCGACGUCUAGAUAUCGAGCUUGAGAUAGGAGCGUUUGUUUGCAAAGCCAACGAGCCCGGCCAGCCCAUACCGGUCGACGAAGCGGAUCAAACCAUCUUUGGCUAUGUUUUGGUCAAUGAUUGGUCCGCUCGAGACCUUCAGACGUGGGAGUAUGUUCCUCUUGGCCCGUUCAACGCGAAGAACUUUGCUACAACCAUCAGUCCUUGGGUCGUCCUCCCCGAUGCCCUAGCGCCAUUCGCUACCCCGGGAAUUGAAAACGACACGGAACUACUGCCCUACCUCCGUCAAACAGAAAAGCGUAACCAGUACGACAUCAAUUUGCGUGUCGAGUUAAGUACUGGCGAGGGUGAAUCUCGCAGUUCCACGGUCAUCACCGAGACAAGCUCUAAAAACCUAUUAUGGUCGUUCCCCCAAAUGGUAGCACACCACACUAUCUCAGGGUGUCCAAUGCGGCCUGGCGACCUCCUCGGAAGCGGUACGAUUAGCGGAACCGAUGAGCGGUCGCGUGGGAGCCUCUUGGAGCAGAAUAUGGCCGUUGCUGGAGGUCUGGGUGACAUGGGUAGGCUCAUCACCGACGCGCUUCGUGAAACCGGAAAGUAUGAAGUCUACGUAAUGUCUCGCCGGGUACCGGAGAGUGUUCCGACUCACAUUUCUCCCAUAACUGGUGAGAGCUAUUUUCCCAUCAUUCAAACGGACUAUAGCUCGGAGCAGGCCGUGGUCAAUCUCUUAGAGCAGUACAAAACACACACAGUCAUCUGUACUUUUGCCCUGGAUUUCCAAGCCGCGAGCGAUUCACAAUUGACGCUGAUCCGCGCGGCGGAGAGAGCAUCUUCCGUCAAGAGGUUCAUCCCAUCCGAAUUCAACGUUGACUACGACCAAGGGGAUGAUGUGCUUCCCUACCCGGACAAGCGCUACCAUGUCGUGGCGAGGCGCGAAUUGGAAAAGACGAGCCUUGAAUACACGUACAUCUACCCUGGGAUGUUUAUGGACUAUUUCGGGAUGCCCAACAUCCCCACGCAUCUGCGGGAGUUGUGUUUAUUUGUCGAUCCAACAAACGGGGUCGCGCUGAUCCCUGGCGACGGAGAAACGCCAAUGGCCGUCUCCUAUACUAAAGACGUUGCCCGAUACACCGCUCUGGCCCUCGAACUGGAGAACUGGCCUUUGACCAUGACGACGGCGUCGGACACGAUCACUAUCAAAGAGUUGGUGUCGCUGGUUGAGAAAAAUUUGGGACGCCCCUUGAAGGUUUCUCACCAGCCCAUCGCGACACUUUUGGAGCAUCGAGACAACACUAUGCUGCCACGCAACGUGCCUAUUGCUGAGCAUUUCCCAGAAGGCGUGGCUCAGCUUAGUGCACUCCUUGCCGACUUGGGCGCUUCCGUGGCUCUCGGAGCAUAUGACUUUUCGCGCCUCCCAACCACCUUGAUCUCGUUCAACAUUUCAAGUCAAAAACUACUCCGAUGA
Parascedosporium putredinis is the source of this 1758-nucleotide messenger RNA. The record is from the annotation of a GenBank genome assembly. Lineage: Eukaryota; Fungi; Ascomycota; Sordariomycetes; Microascales; Microascaceae.